Messenger RNA from Zychaea mexicana, 629 nucleotides. Its product is annotated as ubiquitin-related domain-containing protein. Bases 105 to 341 code for a protein of 78 amino acids. NCBI's taxonomy places the organism in Eukaryota, Fungi, Mucoromycota, Mucoromycetes, Mucorales, Lichtheimiaceae. Gene Ontology annotation, molecular function: protein tag activity; ubiquitin protein ligase binding. The transcript is spliced from 4 exons. The record is from RefSeq and is a predicted model, not a curated record. Gene Ontology annotation, cellular component: cytoplasm; nucleus. Gene Ontology annotation, biological process: protein neddylation; regulation of proteolysis; modification-dependent protein catabolic process.
CCUCUAUUUCUGCAUCACUCCGACACAAGCAGCUACAUAUCAAGUCGGCAGUGCUUUUCUUUCUUCGGACCCUCUCCUCUUUUUUAUACACUAGCACAUUUACCAUGUUGAUCAAAGUAAAGACUUUAACCGGAAAAGAGAUUGAAAUUGAUAUUGAACCCAAUGACAAGAUCUCUCGUAUUAAAGAACGCGUCGAAGAAAAAGAAGGCAUUCCUCCUCCGCAGCAACGUUUGAUUUUCGGUGGAAAGCAAAUGGCUGACGAGAUGACAGCUAGCGAAUACUCGAUUACGGGUGGUUCCGUGCUCCAUUUAGUGCUGGCUUUGCGUGGUGGUUGUGCUUAAAUAAACGAAUCAAGCUUAUUAGAAGAAGGAAGGAUAUUGUCGCUGCAGUUCGUUUCUUUCCCCUUUCACAUCCACGCCCUUUGUGUGUCCGUAUUCUACAAUCACUUACUAUAUCAUCAUUACACACACACACGUUCACUCACUCAUGGACAAUCGCUCAUUAUCACACGCGCGUACAUCGCUAUACUUUCUUUUCUCGCGUACCAUACAUAAAACUUUUUCUCCUUAUUUUUUAUAUUCUAAUAGCGAGCUAACACAUAUGAGAACAGUGGGGUUGUGAGUUGUUUA